Messenger RNA from Xyrichtys novacula (pearly razorfish), 192 nucleotides. The record is from the annotation of a GenBank genome assembly. NCBI's taxonomy places the organism in Eukaryota, Metazoa, Chordata, Actinopteri, Labriformes, Labridae.
CGACACACAGGAGAACGUCCCCGACGAGGGGCUGCAGGAACGAGGAGGCGCUGGGAAAGGAGGCGAGUCACAGGGGAGGUGUGUUUGCUAAUGAGAUGGAUCAGGCUUGGCAGGCGGCAGAGGCUGGCAGCAAACAGUGGACAGAGAGAGAGAAAGAGAGAGAGAGAGAGAGAUGGACGUCCAAAUCUGUGA